Messenger RNA from Phymastichus coffea, 6212 nucleotides. It is a transcript of the gene PKD, whose product is annotated as serine/threonine-protein kinase D1. The transcript is spliced from 13 exons. The record is from RefSeq and is a predicted model, not a curated record. The coding region runs from base 190 to 2736 and encodes 848 amino acids. Gene Ontology annotation, molecular function: protein serine/threonine kinase activity; ATP binding. NCBI's taxonomy places the organism in Eukaryota, Metazoa, Arthropoda, Insecta, Hymenoptera, Eulophidae. Gene Ontology annotation, biological process: protein phosphorylation.
GAGGCUCUCGCGCAAGUAAAAGUUGGAUGCUUCGGCGGCAGCAUCCGCGUUUGAGAUAUCAGUGGUGGCAACGAUGAGCGAGCGAAAGGGCCGCCGAGGAUCCUCGUCGGCAACGUGCUGGCCACCGUCUUCCUCGUAGACACAGACACAGCAGGUGCACGCAAAGUAAAGGUGCGGUGACAAGUAAAAAUGGAGAGUUCAGAAAUAACAUUUCUUUUUCAAUUUGGCUUAACAAGGGAUACUGUUACUGUACAAUCCGGAAGUCUUACACUAAAGUCAUUAAAAGAGCUAGCUUGUGAUUUCAUUAACACUAAGUGUUUUGAUCAUGGUUUGAGUCAACUCUUUGACAGAUUGUUACUUUUCAAACAUGAUUACAAUUCAAUCAAUAUUUUGCAACUCAUCACAAACACAACUGAAAUCAUAGAUGAGACUUUGGUUGAAAUUGUAUUGUCAGCUCAAGUACCAAGUGAACAGAUACCCAUUAGGCCACAUGCCUUAGCUGUCCACUCGUAUAAAGCUCCUACAUUUUGUGACUUUUGUGGUGAAAUGUUGUUUGGCCUUGUUAGACAAGGGUUGAAGUGUGAAGGAUGUGGUAUGAACUUUCACAAGAGAUGUGUAGUGAAAGCUCCUAAUAAUUGUUCACAAGAUAUGAGUCAAAGACGUCGUAGUUCGACAUUUUUAAAUGUUCCGAGAUCUCCUAGCCAAGGAUCAACCAGCAGCUUAGCCAGUGCUAGUGAUGACAACCACAGUGCUACAGUCACGCCCAGUUCCAGCCAAAACAAUAGUACUUUGGCCAUUCCAAGCAUUAUAACUCCAAAACAAUCUCGUUCACCCUCUCUCGGCGGUCGCCCGGUGUGGGUCGAGCGAGAAUUAGCAGCUCGUGUAAAAAUUCCUCACACUUUUGUAGUGCACACUUACACGCGACCCACGGUAUGCGGAUACUGUAAAAAAUUAUUGAGAGGCUUGUUUAAGCAAGGUUUGCAAUGUAAGGAUUGCCAAUACAACGCGCACAAAAAGUGCAUUGAAAAAAUUCCUAAAGACUGCACAGGAGAAAAUCCAUUAGAUGUUGGAGGGAGUGAAUAUCCUGAUAGUGGAGUAGGUAGUGAACCAGAAGGAAGAUGUGAUGGUAGGAACGAGGAAGGAGAUAGCGACAAGUUUGCCGAUAAUGAUAAUGACCAUGACAAUGAAAAUGAUAAUGACAAUGACAGCGAUUCAGAAUCGCCACCAUCAGCUACGCAGAUACCAUUUGCAUCCGAUGAAGAUAAACAGAAUGGCGACUCCGACAAUACGCCCACACGAGAUGUGCCUUCUGAUGACUCAGAUAAAUUAAGAGGAGCUAGUUCGACGCCGAGUAACAACAUUCCUUUAAUGAGAAUCGUACAAAGCGUGAAACAUACGAAAAAACGCGGAUCCAAAGUAUUAAAAGAAGGGUGGAUGGUGCACUUUACAAAUCGCGAUCCAUCAAGAAAACGACAUUAUUGGAGACUGGAUUCAAAAGCAAUAACUUUAUUCCAAAGCGAUACCGGUUCCAAGUAUUACAAAGAAAUACCGUUAUCUGAAAUUUUAGCAAUUGAAAGCGCUAGAACACCACAUGCACAAGCAAUGCACUGCUUCGAACUGAGAACGGCUAACGUUGAUUAUUAUGUCGGCGAAGAUUUAAUGUACGGCAGUGAACGAAAACAACUUCCGCCCCCAGAAAGUGGCGUUGGGGCUCAUCUAGCCAGAUCUUGGGAAACGAGCAUUCGGCAAGCUUUAUUACCUGUAACCAGUGGUUCAAAACAAGACGGUGAACCGACAGAACCAGAAGAGAAUGUAGUCGAUAUGUCACAGCUUUAUCAAAUUUUUCCCGAUGAAGUCUUAGGAUCGGGUCAAUUUGGUAUAGUUUACGGUGGGAUUCAUCGUAAAACUUCAAGACAAGUCGCUAUCAAAGUCAUAGACAAACUACGCUUCCCAACCAAACAAGAAGCCCAACUAAAAAACGAAGUAGCUAUCUUGCAAAACCUUUCGCAUCAGGGUGUUGUCAAUCUGGAAAGAAUGUUUGAAACUCCAGAACGAAUUUUUGUUGUGAUGGAAAAAUUGAAGGGCGAUAUGUUGGAAAUGAUUCUGAGCUCAGAAAAGGGACGACUAAGCGAGCGAAUAACGAAAUUUUUGAUCACGCAAAUCCUCAUCGCGUUGAAGCAUUUGCAUAGUAAAAAUAUCGUUCAUUGUGAUCUAAAACCGGAAAAUGUUUUACUAAGUAGCAACAGCGAUUUCACCCAAGUGAAAUUAUGCGACUUUGGUUUUGCGAGAAUCAUAGGAGAAAAAAGCUUUCGAAGAAGCGUGGUUGGUACUCCAGCGUAUCUAGCACCUGAAGUGUUGCGAAAUAAAGGCUACAAUCGCUCAUUGGAUAUGUGGAGUGUUGGAGUUAUUAUAUACGUAUCAUUGAGUGGAACUUUCCCGUUUAACGAGGAUGAAGAUAUCAAUGAACAAAUUCAAAAUGCUGCUUUCAUGUAUCCCCCGAAUCCAUGGAGAGAAAUUUCAUCCGAUGCUAUCGAUUUGAUAAACAAUUUGCUGCAAGUCAAACAACGAAAGCGAUUUUCCGUUGACAAAAGUUUACUCCAUAUCUGGUUACAAGAUUAUCAAACGUGGUGCGACUUACGAGAAUUGGAAACUCAAAUAGGUUGCCGCUAUUUGACUCACGAGAGCGACGACGCGCGCUGGCAGGGUUACGUCAACAGUGCCUCCGACAACGCAUGACACAUUUCACCCCAAAUCUCAUCAUCGGACACUCGCAGCCUCGAGACUUCUUCAGCGCCACUCUCCAAGAGUUGGUUACGUACUGCUCGCGAUAUAUUUCGUCGUUUCGUUCACGUGUGAGCGUGAACGAAUUUUUUAUUAACGAAUGUUAUUUGUCUAUUCGGGCAGCUAAACUUCUCAUUUUCUUUUAACAGAUAACAAUACGAUCUCGUUGUGCUUUAGCGUUCUCUUCCAGUGCUUUUAAGAAAUGUUUUUUUUAAUUUUGGACGCUUUUAUAUCGAGCUGCUUAUGGAUAAGCGGAUAGGAAAAACAAGUAUUUAGCUAAAUCUUGCGAAUGCACAAGCUUAUAUGCUUACAUGCUUUUAAUGGCAUUUAUUAAGGAAUUUCAAUAAUGUUAGUUAAUUACCAUUCGCGAUAUGGUAUAUGAUAAUGUAUGGGAUGAUGGAUAAUUCGUAAAGGUAAAGGUUUUUUAAAUGUAGGGAUCAUGACAUAACGUUCAUUGUAUUUGGCAAAAAUUUUAUAUUCAUUUAUAUACUUGGAUAUUGAUGUAUCUUUAAAUUUUUCUAUAAUAGAUGUAAAUGAAUAUCAAUUUCGUAGUGAAAAAUUAAAUGACGAUUUUAUUUUCAUUACUGAUUACAAAGAUGGUGCCACAGUUGUUUAUUUGCCGUGAUAACUCAAUGAAAACAAAUCAUUUUAAUGAACACAAGUUAUUUAAAUCAUUUUCAUGCAUUUUUCUAAAUUAACGAAGAAAAAUGCAACAAUUUAAAUUUGUAGUUUAAAAAAUCAAAUGUAGUAAGGAAGUCUAUUAUGAAUUUUAUAAUUCGGUACUGAUACUUUUUAUACAGUUUAAAAUAAUAAUAAAAUAUUUAUGACUGUUUAUAGUGAUUAGUACCAAGCGAAUAUUACAUAAAACACCUAGCGAGAUGGUAAUUGGUAAUUCAGGCAAGUGUCUUUAUGUAGAAGUAUGUGUAAUUUUUUAAACAGUUACAUUUAGAUUUCUCAAAAUAUAAAAUUUCGUUAAAUUCAAGUAUUGUGAAAUUAAUAUUACGUCCAAUUUGCAAUUUCGGUUAUAUGUUUUAUUUUAUUUUAGCUUACAAUAUUCUAGUGGUAUUAACCAUUAGUCUACAGAAGAGGAAUUUUGUCUGCUUUGUAGGAAUUGUAUACAAGUAUAACCUGUAAAAUAUUAAACAUUCCAAUAACACAAAGAACAUUCCAUUAAGAAUUUGGGUGUAACUGUUAUUUUAUAUACAUACUUCCAUAAAGUAUCUAAAAUUGUCACAAGUUUAUAUUGAUGGCUGUAUCAUGUCUUGCUGGAAAUAUUUUUAUAAUCAAUUUAAUCGAAAUUAUGCAGUAAUUGACUUUAAGGUCAAUAUAUAUUGUUACGUAAUUAUAUAAUAUAAUCAAUGACUGUACGUGCCAAAAAUAAAAUUCAAAAUUAAUAAUUCAAAAAUAAUAACAAACCAUGAUAACGCGAAAAUAUCUCAACUAUCACGAUGAGCGCUAUAAUUAUACAUUGUAUAUAUAUCUUUUAUAAAUGCUGAGGAGUAUAAUAAUAUGUCGAAUGAGUAAUAUUCUAAUUUGUAAUUGGUGUUUGUACCAGAAAAGAAACCCAAUGUUCUUGUGUGAUAAGUGUUUCAAUACUAUAUUGUAAAUUGUUAAAUUAAAAAAGAAAACAAGCUUUUAAAAUAGCAAAAAAUAUGAUUCAGUACAGGUUGUAAGCGAUGAUAUAUAUUUUAUUUCAAUUUUUAGACGCACUUUAUAAAAGCCGGAAUAUUAAUGAUUAACGAAUAUAUUAUUAAUAUGUACAUAGAAAUAAGGAAUGGUAGCUUUAUUUCUAACGAAGAAAGGAAUAGCUAUAGCAUCCUUCAAUAUAAUUAAAUUAAAAAUAUUUUUCAAAUUUUCAUUAUCAUUUAUAACACUACUUCUUUUUAAUGAACCAUAGCACAAAUGAUUUAUUUUGAACUGAGAAUUAUAUUUUAUUCUAUUCGAGUAUGUUAAGUUUUUAAAGAAAUUCAUCCAUAUAAUUUUAUGAAGCAACUAGAACAAAAUCUUAAUCUUUGAAAUAUUGUAAAAAGCUUAUAUACUCUGAAUAUUCAAAUUUUCAUGACAAAUACUGUAAUACACUGAAAUUUUUUGACUCAGAUAGAGGAAAUAAGAUUCAACGAUCCCUUUUUAAUUAUCUCAAUAUUGAUCAACUUUAUUUAUUAUUUUACUUGUAUUAUAUUUUUCAUAUCAUGGAAAACUAUAAUUUAUAAUAAGUUUAUAUUGUUAUAAGACUUUAAUCUUAAAUUUUAUUUAUAUUUGUAUCAUUAUACACAUAUCCAUAUGCAUACCACGGGUGAAUAACAUUAUUUCACAAUAAAUAUGUUUAUAAUAAAUUUUUUAUUUUUUUUAUACCUACAAGGGGUACUUUGUACGUCAAAUAUUUAAACUUGCAAAAAAGGUAAAAUAAUUUUAUUUUGGGUAUCUUUUAAGAAAACUAUAUAAUUUUAGAUUCCGAAAAUAGCAUUAAUAAACGUAAUUCAUAUGCUAUUAUCAUCACUCUUUCCGGCGAAUCGCGUGAAAUUGAAGAGUAACUAAAUAUAUCUUCUUCUCGCGUGAGAAGAAGAUAUAUUUAGUCAUAUCAUAAUCCAUAUUUUAUUGACUGUUAUGACAUCGGUUUUGAACGGCAUUUCAUGAAAAACUAUCGUAAUCAAUAAAUGUAUUAGAAUAUAUAUUGCGAAAUACUCAUUUACUAAUUUAGUAUUUACUAGAUACAUUUUGUAGAAGCUGCAGUUUUCAACAGUACACGAAUAGAAAUAAUUAACACAAAAUAAAAAUUGAUAUUAAUAUAUAGUUGAUAUACUAUUAUAAUAAUGCACAAUUAACUGUUUUAAUAUAAAUGAAUAUUUUAUCGAAAACUAUUUUUAAGGAAUGCUUUAUAAAAAAAAUUAUACAAAUGGUUGAUCAAUCAAUUAAAUAAAAUAGCCAAUAAAUAAUUUUAUCAAAUUUACCGAAAAAGUUGUAGUUUCAAAGCGAAAUAAUGGGAAAUCACGUACAACUAAGUUAAUAGUAUCCGUAUGGGAUAUCCGGGUACAAAAAAAUAAACUAUUAUUCUUCACAAAACAUGGCCUAACUAGAUAGAUUAAUGAACGAAUUUCAAUGUAAUAUUGCAUUAAAAUAUUUAAGAGAGCGUGUGAAUUAGGUAGGAUUGUCAAAUAUACAAUCGACGUGUUACAGAAUAUAAGAUGUUUACAGACUUUGACAUCGAAUCAAAUUAUGUUAUAAUAUGUCAUUCCCGCUUGCAACUUUAACAGUAUUACAUUUAAGAUUGUUCAACAUAUUAUAAACGCAGAACAAAUGACAUGUAUCUUGUCUUCCUAAUGGAAGAAGGAAUUCCAAUAAAAAAAAUUUUUUACUCUCAAAAAAAUUAAUUACACAGAAAUCAUUGUUCAGUCAUACAAAUCAUGGAAUAGAUAAUUUCAGACCUCCAGUAU